ACAAUAAAAAUUUUUGCUUUAUUUUUAUUACUGGUGUUCAACAACAGAGAGCAGAAAUUCCUUUGGUGCUAUGUAAUGAACAAAAAAUUGUUGAUCUAGUUAAAUUGUUACUUACAUUUAGG
Dentiscutata erythropus is the source of this 122-nucleotide messenger RNA. The record is from the annotation of a GenBank genome assembly. NCBI's taxonomy places the organism in Eukaryota, Fungi, Glomeromycota, Glomeromycetes, Diversisporales, Gigasporaceae.